Messenger RNA from Trichomonas vaginalis G3, 798 nucleotides. RefSeq lists its product as uncharacterized. The record is from RefSeq and is a predicted model, not a curated record. The coding region runs from base 1 to 798 and encodes 265 amino acids. Lineage: Eukaryota; Parabasalia; Trichomonadida; Trichomonadidae. The transcript has a single exon.
AUGAAGGAAAAUUUUAAGCCUGAUCCACCUAUUACAUAUUGUUUUCCUUCAUCCAGCGCGCUUCAAGGCUCUGUAUUUGCCGACAUACCUUUACCACGCCCUUCUCCAUAUGAUAUUCAACAAAAUUUAAUUCCACUUCCAUCAUUGAAACCACUACCCGCUCAACCUCUAACGCAACCAGUUUCACCCAGAACACACAAAUCACCAUCACCGAAACGCUGCCAACCUUUAAUACCGAUUUCUAUCGACAAUUAUAACCCUCGAAAAAGACAGAAUUUCACAGAAGAAGCUACUGUUAUAGCAAUAAAUAUGCUCAAAGUCGAGCCAUCAUCUCUUUUUAUUGAUCCACAACAACCAUCAGCUGAUCAAAUGAAUUAUAUUCAAACUAUCCGAACUCAAAUCAAAAGAUUACGCGAUGCAAUAUUAUCUAAUACCGAAGAGUCACGAGAAAUCGUAAAGAGCUACUACGCGAUGAAUAACUGUCCAGAACAAUCAACUUCUGAGCCGCAAGCUAAUAAAGUUGUACUCAAGUCAGCGCACAAUCCAUGUCAAAAUUCAUGCUUAUUCGACAGGCGUUCAAGAAUCGAGAGCAUAAGAGAAAAGAAUAAAGCGACUUUUAAACGAGCAGAAGAGAUUGCACAGAAGCAGAAAGAAGAAUUUAUCAAAAGACAGAAUAUUCACGAACAAAAUGAUAAAGAAUAUAAAAGGAAGCUAAAGAGCUUACAGUUGAAACGCGCCAAUAGAUCCAGAUCGAAUAUAUCCGACAUUGGCUUUAAUAUUGUACCAAUUACGUUUUAA